CAGUAUCAUGAUGUGAAACACGGUGGUGGCGGUAUCAUGAUGUGAAACACGGUGGUGGCAGCAUCAUGAUGUGAAGCACGGUGGUGGCGGCAUCAUGCUGUGGGAAAGCUUCUCAACAGCAAGCCAAAGAAGGAGUGUGUUUUAUCAUUAAUUUUAAUUUUACAUACAGUGCUACUGUAACAUAUAGAAUCAUUAUAUAUAUAUAUUUUUAAAUAAUUUAAAUAAGUCCAGUAAAUGUUUUUUUUAACAAAGUUUUCAAGAUCAAUCCAAGUUAUUCUGCAAUAAAUACAAAUAAAGGUUAGUUGGGAGACACAAAAAUUAGACUAAAAACUUCUUCCUUUACAUUUUUAGGGGACAAAGUAUAGAGACCUUGUUAUUAUGGACCUUUUGUUGGUUCUGCAUGACUGGUGCAAGCAGACAAUGUAACCAAGCAACCAGUGUUACCUGAGCUGCACACCUGAGUAAACAAGCAGUACAGCAACCAACUCUCCCUUUUCUGGGUUAGUUUGCUCAGGGUCACAGGAAUAUUUUGUCAUCCAUUUAUAAGUUAAAAAAAAAAAUGUCAUCUCACAUUAUGCUCUCCUACCAGUGGGAUGAUCAGGCUCUUGUGAAAAAGAUAUACGACCGUCUGAAAGAUGACGGCCUGCCAGUGUGGAUGGAUAUCGAAGGAGGGGUGACGGGGAACAUCAACGACGCGAUGGCUGCAGGGGUGGAGGAGGCUGCCGUGAUUUGCCCGUUCAUGACUCCGGCUUACCAAGCCUCCCGCAGCUGUAAGAAGGAGCUCAGCUAUGCAGACACCAGGGAGGUGGUUAUUGUGCCGGUCAUGCUGACCAACAACUGGGAAGCCAGCGAGUGGCUGGGGCUGAUCACUGCAGGCCUGCUGUGGGUGGACUUCAGAAAUGCAGAAGAAGAUGAAGAGCAGUUUGAGACGUGUCUCCGGUCUCUGGAGGAGGAGAUCAUGUUUAAUGCCGGUCACCUCCUGGCAGAUGAAGAACCUCCAACAGAGGCGGUGGACCAACCACAACCAGCAAAACCCAGUCUGAAGAAGAAACCUGGCCGAGGCUUUCGUCACGCUCUGUCAAAGCUCUACAUCCAGGACUCAGGUGAGCAGACAAUAGAGCCAACUGGUGACAGCAGAAACACAGUGGAGCUCAGUGAGACGGCUGGAGAUCAGAGCUACUGGGAGGAGAUUAAAGGUGACGGCUGUAAGUACUACAGGAGCAUCGUCACCAACAGAUACCUCGGGUUUGAUCCCAGCAGCAACCAGGUCCACUCUGAAGGUCGUCCUUCUCCAAAUGAAGAGUGGCUUCUGCUGGUGGACCAGACAGAGCAGAACCACCAGAGAGCCGUCGUCAUCAAGCACAAACGCUCCGGGAGCUUCCUGGCAGUCCAAAACGGCAGCUUUACUGGACUAACGUUGUACAACGAGGGCUGCAAAUGGUUUUUGGAGUAAAGCAGACAAACAAGAUGUGGGCGCUUCUGCCAAAGAUAGUUGAGGGAAAGUUUGCUUGAUAAAAAAGCACGAGCAAGAAGUUGGUAGAAAUAAAAUUCAAGAUUGGUACUGUGACAAGAGGAAAAUAAUAAAAAGAAAAGUCUUCAGAA
This is a messenger RNA of Amphiprion ocellaris (clown anemonefish), 1602 nucleotides long. RefSeq lists its product as uncharacterized. The transcript has 5 exons. NCBI's taxonomy places the organism in Eukaryota, Metazoa, Chordata, Actinopteri, Pomacentridae. The record is from RefSeq and is a predicted model, not a curated record. Bases 560 to 1453 code for a protein of 297 amino acids. Gene Ontology annotation, biological process: signal transduction.